AUGGCAGCACAAGCAGACGGCAAGUGGCAGAAAGAUGCGGCUGACCAGAAUUUCGAUUACAUGUUCAAACUGCUCAUCAUUGGAAACAGCAGUGAGAGAGCCUUUGUGUGGAAAUGUCACGCCUAUAUAUAUAUAUCUGUCACUGACCGGGUGUCCCGCUGCUGUCACCGCGUGUGUUUGCAGGAUACGGCAGGACAGGAGAGGUAUAGGACAAUCACGACUGCAUACUACCGGGGCGCCAUGGGCUUCCUGCUGAUGUAUGACGUCACGAACGAGGACUCGUUCAACAGCGUCAUGGACUGGUGCGAUGAAGUUGAGACGUCGGCGAAGGAGAACGUGAACGUGAAGCAGGUCUUCGAGCGCCUCGUCGAUAUCAUCUGCGAGAAGAUGACGGAGAGUCUUGACUCGGACCCUACGAUCGUCAGUGCGGCGAAGGGCACGCGCCUCACCGAGAACCCAAUCCCACAGACCUCGAGCUGCCAAUGCUAACUGCGCCAUCUAUAGCAAAGAAAAACAAGCUUUAGCAAAAUGUGCCGCGCGAGCGCGCGUCGUCGCCGUCGUCACUUUGUUGUUUUUAUUUUUUGGUUCGCGCGGAGGAAUGGUGGUUGGGUGGUUGUUGUUUACGCGUAGACGCGGAUAGGGAGAUGUCUACGCCUGUACGUGGAUGGAAAUGAUCUAGAUAGACGUUGAUAGAGAGGAGUCUGUGUUUGUACGUAGAUGGGAAUUAUCAAGAUAUAGACGUUGAUAGAGAGGUGUCUGUGUUUGUACGAAGAUGGAAAUGAUCAAGAUAUAGACGUGGAUAGGGAUGUGUCUACGUCUGUACGAAGAUGGAUAUGAUCUAGGCAUAUACGUUGAUAGGGAGGUGUCUGUGUUUGUACGUAGAUGGGAAUUAUCAAGAUAUAGACGUUGAUAGGGAGGUAUCUACGUUUGUACGUAGAUGGAAAUGAUCAAGAUAGACGUUGAUAGGGAGGUGUCUACGUUUGUACGAAGAUGGAUAUGAUCAAGAUAGACGUUGAUAGGGAGGUGUCUGUGUUUGUACGAAGAUGGAAAUGAUCAAGAUAUACGUUGAUAGGGAUGUGUCUGUGUUUGUACGAAGAUGGAAAUGAUCAAGAUAGACGUUGAUAGGGCGGUGUCUACGUUUGUACGAAGAUGGAUAUGAUCAAGAUAGACGUUGAUAGGGCGGUGUCUAUGUUUGUACGUAGAUGGGAAUUAUCAAGAUAUAGACGUUGAUAGAGAGGUGUCUGUGUUUGUACGUCGAUUGGAAUUAUCAAGAUAUAGACGUUGAUAGGAAGGUAUCUACGUUUAUACGUAGAUGGAAAUGAUCAAGAUAGACGUUGAUAGGGAGGUGUCUACGUUUGUACGAAGAUGGAUAUGAUCAAGAUAGACGUUGAUAGGGAGGUGUCUGUGUUUGUACGAAGAUGGAAAUGAACAAUAUAGACGUGGAUAGGGAGGUGUCUACGUUUGUACGAAGAUGGAUAUGAUCAAGAUAGACGUCGGUGAAAGUUAUCUACGUGGGCGAGUUAGCUACGGCUGGUGUUAGCCUGCGUCUAUGAUAUGCCCCACCCUCCCUCCCCACCUCUCGCUUCAAUCGCUGGCCCUCCAUACACAGCAUGGCACAGGCGGAAGAACUAGAGAGCUCGCUGCGCGUAUGAUUUGUUUUGUUUUUAUUUUGUUUUGUUUUGUUUAUUUAUUUUUCGCGCGUACUUAGAUUGGGAGAAUAUCAAUAAUUGAUUGAUUGAUUGAUUGAUUGAAUGAUUGAUUGCUUGUUAUCCGCGUCUGUUGUUUGCCCCCCCCCCUCAUUUCACUGCGUUACCGCGCUGUUUGUGGCGUGGGGACGUGUGGGGAGGUGGUAAAGAAAAGUGACAACGUAAGGCACCUAGCUCUAGAAGCAGCUGUUAAACACCCCCAGCAUCGUUUCCUCGAAGAGUGUCGUGUGAGAUGGAGAGGCGAGCAACGUUGUGGACAGCGACAACUGAAGCAUGCACGCAUGCGCUGUACGGAGUGCGACGAGACGGCGAUGGCGCCAUCUCUUGGCGAGAUUGUAAAUUUUGGCAAGAUUGUAAAUUUUUUGGUGAAAUCGCGUGUUGUGCGUGUGCCGGCAACCCGCUUUACUUAAUUUACUAUGCGUAUCAUCACCGGUGCUGCUGCUGCUUGUGCUGCUGCUGCUGCUGCUGCUGCUUCUUCUUCUUAUGCAAUAUGUUCGAGCUCCCGCGUGUGUUCGUGCGUGUGUGUUGUGAAAAUUGACGUGUCAGGUAUUAACGUUGUUUGACCGAAUCAAUCAAGAUGGGAAAAGUUCAUCGCUUUCCUCCCUAGUACCUCACGCGCACGCACGCACGCACGCACGCACGCACACACGUCAGGUAGAUGUCUUACUAUCAGAAGUAGAUAAUAGGGAAUUUUCCCUAUUAUCUACUUCUGUUAGUAUGAAAUCCAUUCUACAGAUGCGAUACGAUUGAGUGGCUCGCUGGGAAAAUGUCUUUAUUCCCCGUGAUAUCGGUUGGUGAGGAUGCACUCGUGAUGAUUACCUGGAACGAUUAUUACAAUCUCUAUUAAUAUAUUCUGAUUUCGCAGGGGAUGUAAUUUUGUUUAUACGGUUCGCUUUGCUAGCACAAUGACUGUGCCGGUGGAUAUCGCGCUUUCGGGUCGAGAUCCGCGCGCCACCUGUUGGGAUUUACUUUCAACUGUGACAGUGGGAGUUCAGAUGACGUGGGUUUUUCUCGGAGAAUUAUUUAUUGUAAUAUUAUCGAACGAUGCGUUCGCCCGUAUGUCUAUACAUUACACGUGAGCCACACACACCUACGCUCGCUCGCACGCACGCACGCACGCACGCACGCACGCACGCACGCACACGCACGCACGUACGCGCACGCACGCACAAACACACAAACACACAAACAUAUUCAACUCGUAUAUGCACAACACUAACACAUAACUAAUCACGUUAUCCGAACAUUCCCCCC
Molecule: messenger RNA, 2960 nt
Organism: Priapulus caudatus
Lineage: Eukaryota; Metazoa; Priapulida; Priapulimorpha; Priapulimorphida; Priapulidae
Product: ras-related protein Rab-3-like
Exons: 4
Coding region: 1-489 (162 amino acids)
Biological process (GO): protein localization to plasma membrane; regulation of exocytosis; protein secretion
Cellular component (GO): synaptic vesicle; endosome; plasma membrane
Molecular function (GO): GTP binding; GTPase activity
Source: RefSeq, a predicted model, not a curated record